AUGGCUUUCUUAUCCCUGGUCUGGGUGGCAGCACUUGCCAUCCCAGCCAUUGCCCAGGAUAGGCAGCCUGACUGGGAAAAGUCCCCAAUGGUCGCCCCUCAAUUACAACCUGACGCCCACAACACGGCAUACUGGCCUUGGAGGUCCCUCCCCUGGGGCGAGAUUAACUUUCUUCACACAACCGACUCGCAUGGAUGGCUGGAAGGGCACCUGAAUGAGGUCAACUAUGGUGCCGACCUGGGCGACCUUGUCUCCUUUAUGGAACGCAUGCGUGACAAGGCGGAUCAAUACAAUGUUGACCUUCUCGUCGUUGACACCGGCGACAUCGUGACCGGCAACGGACUCAGCGAUGUUACGAAUCCCCAAGGCCGGAUAUCGAAUAAGAUUUUCAGGAACCUCCCCUACGACCUACUCACAAUUGGCAACAACGACCUCUACGAUCUUGAUGUCACAAAGGAGAUUAGAACAGACCUCGCGAGAAUCUACGGUGACCGGUAUCUGACAAGCAACGUGGACGUGGACAUCGAUGGGAAGAAUGUGUCCAUCGGGCACAGAUACCGAUAUUUCACUACAAAGCACGGCUUGAAAGUCGUAGCAUUUGGGUUCACCGUUCAGGACUUUGCGAGACCAGCAGCCGUCUCCGUCCAAGGCCACGAAGCCAUAGUCGAAACAACGUGGUUUCAAGAGGCCAUGAGCAAAGACGCCGAUCUCUACCUCCUUAUUGGGCACGCCGACGUCGCGGAGAAUUGCAAGAUCGAAAACCCUAAGUACGGUGGAACAGAAAAUCCCCUGAUCUGCAUGAAGGACUGGUUCCGGACGAACAAACCCAACACCCCCCUCCAGAUCUUAGGCGGACAUACGCACUUCCGCAAGUUCCAAUGCUAUGAUGGGGCAUCCUCUGGCCUGGAGUCGGGUCGAUACUCUGACACGGUCGGAUGGCUUGCCCUUCGCGACGUGGCACCAUCAGACUCACUCUCAGGCUCAGGCAGCUGGAAUGGAUCGAAGACAAUAACCGGAGUGGACAUGCCGACGAGGACAUGUCCCCCAUCGAGCACGACGUCUUCUAGCACGGAUGCUAUCUCUACAAAGGUCGUCCGUCUCGACCGUCGCUACCUCGACUUCAACCGCCAAACCUUCGCAUACCAUGCAAUCGGCGCGACCGGGCCCGACAUCCCAGACAGAUUCGACACCCCCCUGGGGCUGAAAACCACCGAUGAUAUCUACAAUGCGCGAGUGAAUCUCAACCUAACCAAGGUGCUUGGCUGCGCUCCUCAGACAUACUAUAUUUGGUCCGAGAGAUUCAACUGCCCGGGAAACAUAUUUUCGAUGGUCAGAUUGGCGUUGAACACCACUGUGAAUCGGAAUGAUUCUCCCAGGUUGAUUCUGAUGAACACCGCCGGCAUUCGCUAUGAUCUAUACAAGGGUCCGUUCUCGGUGGGUGACGGCUUCACGGUUAGCCCGUACAACGAUCCGUUCCUGUACCUCGCCAAUGUUCCCUACGACACGGCCACACAGGUCAUCUGCAAACUGAACAACGGUGACAUGUGUGAAAAUGAGGAUCCAGCCGGGGCAUGUGACAUGUCCAGCUCUUCCACCUAUCCUCCCGGUCCGAACAACGGCGUUUCCAACCAGCAGCCCCUGAUGAACCACCCAGCCAUCGAGGAACAACUCAACCCCGGCCAUGUCACAGCCGACGACUUCGGCAACUGCAGUAUCUCAGUCAGUUCUCCAGACUGUGGCGACGACACUCAGCACCGUGCGGUCCCUGAAAAAUACCUCAUCCCGAAGAAUAUCCAAGCCAAGGGCAACAUCGUCACGGGCAUGACCAAGACGGUAGACUUGGUGUUCACAGAACACCUAAAGAAAGGCAUUCUGAAUCUGGACAUUAUCAAGAAUCUGGGCUACACUGAUAAGAAUGUCAGUUAUUACAUGGAAAAGUCCUUCACGACCAGGAGCUUUCUGCAGAAAUAUGCCCAGGUUGCGUGGAAUGAGAACUCUACCUCCUGUAGUAUCGGGCCAUGA
Molecule: messenger RNA, 2022 nt
Organism: Aspergillus heteromorphus CBS 117.55
Lineage: Eukaryota; Fungi; Ascomycota; Eurotiomycetes; Eurotiales; Aspergillaceae
Product: Ser/Thr protein phosphatase family protein
Exons: 2
Coding region: 1-2022 (673 amino acids)
Biological process (GO): nucleotide catabolic process
Cellular component (GO): cytosol
Molecular function (GO): hydrolase activity
Source: RefSeq, a predicted model, not a curated record